Symsagittifera roscoffensis is the source of this 1424-nucleotide messenger RNA. Its product is annotated as structural maintenance of chromosomes protein 4-like. NCBI's taxonomy places the organism in Eukaryota, Metazoa, Xenacoelomorpha, Acoela, Convolutidae. The transcript is spliced from 10 exons. Gene Ontology annotation, cellular component: condensin complex. Gene Ontology annotation, biological process: mitotic chromosome condensation. The coding region runs from base 36 to 1325 and encodes 429 amino acids. The record is from RefSeq and is a predicted model, not a curated record.
AAUUGUUGUGAUAAACUUAUUAAAUAGAUUUGCAGAUGGAAAUGGUCACAGAGGAGGAAGUUAACCCUAAGCCACGUUUGAUAAUUCUCAAACUUAGUCUAGAAAACUUCAAAUCCUACGGAGGGACAGUGGAGUUAGGUCCUUUUCACAAGAAAUUCUGCUGUAUUGUGGGGCCAAAUGGAUCGGGGAAGAGCAACGUCAUCGAUGCGCUUCUAUUUGUGUUUGGAUUCAGAGCAGCCAAGAUCAGGUUGAAGAAACUGUCCAUGUCAAUUCACAACUCAGAUGAAAGCUGUCAAAAUAUUCCAUCAUGCUCUGUCGCUGUGCAUUUGGCGGAAAUAAUUGACUCUUCUGCAGAUCCAAAUGAUUUCACAAUUGUUGCUGGGUCGGAGCUUGUGAUUUCAAGGACAGCUUAUCGCGAUAACUCGUCUAACUAUUACAUCAAUGCAAAGAAAAGUCAUUUUAAGGAAGUGCGGGAUCUACUAAAGAGCAAAGCGGUUGAUUUGGAUCAUAACCGGUUCUUCACUCUCCAGGGUGAGGUGGAGCAGAUAUCUCAGAUGAAGCCGAAGGGGUUGAGUGAACAUGACGAGGGACUGCUGGAGUAUCUGGAGAACAUCAUAGGCACAUACCAGUACAAGGAACUCAUGACACUGAUAGACUCUGAACUAGGAGAGCUAGAAGAGAAAAGAAAAGACCAGAUGAAACGCGUGGCUCUUGUUGAAGGCGAAAAAAAUAGUCUGGAGAAACUGAAAGCGGAAGCAGUGGCGUUUCUGGACCUCGAAAACAGUAUUUCAUCCCUCAAGAACAAAAUCAUGCAAAAGUACAAGGAGCUGAGAGGUGCGAACGAGAAGGCAGAGCAGCUGCAGAGACAGUUUGCUGAGGUGGACCAGCAGGAUGUGAAGCACAGGGCAGAUGUCAAAAACGCCAGGGAGGGCAUACCCAAGCUGAAUAAGGAAACGGAGACACUGGGCAAAAAGAUUGAGGACGCGCAGAAGAGUGUGGGUGAGAAGAGAAAACAGAUGGAGAGGAUGGAGGAGGAGCUGAAGAGAGUGAAGGGGACGAAGAAGGAGUUGGACGAGGAGUACUCGGCUGCUGUGGAGUCCAUAGACACCAGGAGUCUGCAGCAGGAGAAGCAGACCAAGUGCAAACUACUCAUCUCUAAAAACGAGACUACAAACAAGUGCAAGAGUGAAGUAGACAGAGCACAUGCGAAUCUGGACAUGUUGAACAUGACCAGGAAUAGAUUGCACAAACAGUGGCAACAGGCCACGACGGCGGCCGAGAAGCUGCAGCAGGAUCUUCACGACAUGACUCAGAAGAAUGGGUGAACCCAAUGGAGGACCUGGUCACUGGCAGACUCAUCUUCAUGCGCUAUUUCACUCUAGUGUGGCUGCUGGUGAUGACUGUGUUAGGAGUGCCUGGAAACU